This is a messenger RNA of Coturnix japonica (Japanese quail), 2037 nucleotides long. Lineage: Eukaryota; Metazoa; Chordata; Aves; Galliformes; Phasianidae. The record is from RefSeq and is a predicted model, not a curated record.
GGCCUGACAGGGGAGGAGCGUUGGCGGGCCGCCCCCUCUCCACAGCCUCCUCCCUCGGCGCCAUGGCGGCCCCUGUGCUCGUGCGAGGCGCGCUGCGGGCCGGGAAGGUCCUCGGCGCCGCGGCAGGUAGAAGAUCUCUUCUUUCUGCAGCGUAUGUGGACAGCUCAAAAUGGGAAAACAGACGAAAAGAGGAGCAUAACCUGGCUGAAUUAGCCAACUUAAUGGACAGAACCUAUGAAAGAAAGCUGCCUGUCAGCUCUUUGACAAUAGCCCGGUUUGUUGACAACAUUUCUUCACGAGAGGAAGUGGAUCAAGCUGAAUAUUACCUUUACAAGUUUCGGCACAGUCCGAAUUGCUGGUACUUGAGAGACUGGACCAUUCACAGUUGGAUCAGACAAUGUUUAAAACAUGGUGCGCAAGACAAAGCCUUAUACACACUAAAAAACAAGGUCCAAUAUGGAAUUUUCCCCGAUAAUUUUACAUUCAAUAUUUUGUUGGACUGUUUUAUAAAACAGAAGAAGUAUGAUGAUGCUAUAUCAGUAGUAACAGAGAUCAUGCUACAAGAAAGUUUUGAUGAGCUCUCAACACAGCUUCUUUCUCUCUAUGUUUUAUACCAGCACCUAGCAACCAAGUCUGAACAUACGUGGGAAGAGGAGAGAAAUCUCGGGGCAUCACUACUGCUGACAGGUCUAAAGCAAACAAACACUGUGGGAUUCAGCUCCCAGCUGUAUGGUUAUGCAUUUCUUGGGAAAGUGGAGUUGAAUAAAGGUCUAAGAGCUGUAUACAACCUAAUGCCAUUGAUGUGGACACCUGGAUACUUAAAUAGAGCAUUGCAGGUGAUGGAGAAUGUAGCUUCUUUGCCAGGAGACAGCAAAAUCUGCCAAGAAGCUGUUGAUGUCCUGGAGACUGUUUUACGGUCUGUCCUUGAAGCAAAACCUGGUCCAGAGCCAUCUGAAGAAGCCGAAGAAGUAGAGCAGAAGUCAGAAUAUACAGAAUCGGAAGAAAUGGAGCAGUCUAAAGUACCCGAGUACUACAGCCGAUUCAAGGAUCUGUACUCUAAGCUGCAUUCACUUGGCAAGGUUGAAUCUGAAAGCCUGUUAACCCUGACCACCCAGCUCGUCAAGGAAAAGCUGCCAGCGUGUGAAGUGGAGGACAUCGCAAAGUAUGAGCAGAAGCUAAAGGAGUGGGAGCAAGAACAAGCACUUCUCAUUGAGAGAGAAAGAGAAAUGAGAGAAAAAGCUAAGCAGGAACUGGAAGCUAGGAAGCUAGCUAAGGCAUCUGCUUAAUACUGGAAUUCAGUCUGCCAUAAUGGUCCUCCUGAUGCUUUCUAGCCUUAAGGAAGAGUGGGAGGCCAAACACACUUCUAAGAACAAUUUGGUUAAAACUGGUGGCUACUGAAGUGUCCUUCCUGUGCCUGUGUUCAGUUUUUCAGCACGGGAACAUGGGUUGUACUUCCAAAGGUUCACAAUUGAUCUUGUACCAUCCAGUUUUGUUCUUGACUUCUUGAUACAAGAGCCAACUCUUCCUCCACUACAUUUUUAAGGCAUGGAGGGUCUGCUGUGUGGCCCCAGCCAUCCCAGCUGUUGUUCCCAUGCCUAUGAGAUACUAUCUGGGUAGGCCACAGUGGACACUGCCAUGCUUCUAGCCGCUUGCUGGCAUCUCUUCCUUGGCAGCAUGCAGAGCCUGUUUCUGGCCCCAUCUCUGUGCUCCUCCCCUGCUGGGUGGACAUGCCAGGCUGCUAAUGCUCAUCAGGCUCCAGCAGGCAGCCAGCUGCCACAUCCCUGCUAUCUCACAGAGCAUGCAUCACUUCCCACACAGCUAAGCCCCCUUACCAUUUAUUUAGAUUUAACUGCUAUAGCAACAGAAAAAAAUCUUCCUCUAAGCACUGACCAACCUGUUAAUAUUGCAGGCUCCCUCCUUUCAUUUUCACUUGUAAGCACUGGGUUUGAAUGCUUUUGGCCCAGACUGUAGCCAGAACUCUUGACUAGAUACAGCCUUUUAUCCAGGCGUGAGCUUUAAAUAAACUGUGGAGAACAA